Trypanosoma rangeli is the source of this 1482-nucleotide messenger RNA. Its product is annotated as ubiquitin hydrolase. Gene Ontology annotation, molecular function: cysteine-type deubiquitinase activity. Lineage: Eukaryota; Euglenozoa; Kinetoplastea; Trypanosomatida; Trypanosomatidae. The record is from RefSeq and is a predicted model, not a curated record. Gene Ontology annotation, biological process: protein deubiquitination. Bases 1 to 1482 code for a protein of 493 amino acids. The transcript has a single exon.
AUGACAGAGGUCGUUGUUUUGUUUCCGACAGGGAAACGCGUGCGGAUGCAGCUCCUGGUACAAUGUGACUGGAACGGUGCCGUUUACUCUGCUGACGUCGCUCGUGAGCUGAUGGAGCUGCUUCGUACCGAAGAUGUCGUUGCUACGGUGACCCGCGUUCAGGCUGCUGUCCCGCUCACUGCCACUGCGCACGAUGAGGACAACAUGAGCGGAAACAUUGCCUGUGACGCUGCCGGCAACGCUAACGACGGCUUGGAGGGUGGCGCUGGGGAGAGCCGGCCUGUGCUGGACAGCUACAGGGUCAUCAUUUACGGUGAUGAGGGCGAACCGCUGCCGAAAAAAAAUAUGAUAUUUGCCGCCGUCGUUCCUGAAGCGGCGGAACUCGAACAAACGCGUGGGGGUGCGGCAGAGGAAGAGACACCUGAGAAGGAUGGGAGUGAUGAGAGGAAGAAGAAAUAUGAGGGGCAGGAGGAAAAGGAGGUUUACAUGUGGUACUUUAUUAAGGCAAAACAAGCUUCGUUUUCUGCUCUGGAUGUGCCAUUCUGCGUGGAGCGGACUUCUGCGGACGUGUUUUCUACCUAUUCUCGCCUUGCAUGUCAUAUUCUCGAGCGAGGACAGGAGCUCAGGAGGCGUUGCUUGAAGGAACGACACGCCGCUGGGGAGGAUCUGUCGGCGUCGACGCCUGACCUGUUCACAGGGGAGCUCAUGGACGUCGGUGACGGGCGCCACUUUCACCUGCUGUACCAGGCAAGCGCGCGCAGCUCCAAACGUCCCAUUACCCCCGGCGGCGCGGAUCCUUACUUUGGGUGUUUUGGUGCCACGAACCCCUCUCUCAGUCAAUCUGGUGAGCCACGGGUGUGGCUGGAGUACGAUGAUUCCAGGUUGGCCCUGCGUGAUGGCUUUCAGUGCAUGACGCACCCCUCUGCAUGCACGCCAAGAUAUUCCUCCCUUCGUGGCUUGUCUGUUGACUGCAACGAGGCGAGCAAUAGGGUCACAUUGGAGGAAUGCCUGGAAGCGACCUACUCACCUGACAAGCUUGAGGGGGAUAACGCCAUCGAGUGCAGGAAAUGCAGGGGGCGUCAGGACAGCAAAAUGGAACGCAGACCAUUUUUGCUGCCGAAGUGUCUUCUUAUUUCGCUCAAGCGCUUCAGAGUGCAUAUGGAGGAGGCAUCGAAGAACAACACGCGUGUGAAGUUUUCGAAGGUGCUGGACAUGGCUCCUUACCUUGACCCGGAGUCGCCCGUGCGAGACGCAACGUACACACUGCGUGGUGUCGUGACUCACAGGGGGGACAUUAAUUACGGGCACUACAGCGCGGUGGCGCUGAACGACAGUUGCGGCAAGUGGAUCUUGUAUGACGAUGGUCACACCUCAAUUGUGGGGGAGGCCCCCAUCAAGGAUGCGUUUGUCCUCUUCUACGAGCUUGCCAAGGCCGAGGUUGACACGCCUGAGCAUGCCACCGGCAAAACGAGCAGGUUAUAA